AUGAACAAUCGUUACUCAACUGUACAGCGUCCGGAAGCGGCGCUUCAGCGUGCCAAUGACUUCAUAUCUGUUGGAAAGGAAGCUGAUGCGUUAAAUGCUCUUUACGAAGUUAUCAAGGUAUUUUUUUGCUUUUUUCUUGGUUUUUAGGUACCUAUAUUGUAGAAGAUAGAUUUUUAAAGAGCCUUAUAGAAAUAUGUGGAUUUAUGGCUUUGUUCGAUUAGUAUUGGCUUAGUUAUGGUUACGUUGACAUAAAUUUAUUGCAGGAUCGCAGAUCGCGACAAUGGAGCGAAACUUACGAGGAGAUUAUGAUGAAGUACGUCGAGUUGUGCGUUAAGCUACGAAACACCGCGUUGGCCAAGGAUGGUCUGUUUCAGUAUCGUGUGUUUGCUCAACAGAUAUCUGUUACUUCUUUGAAAGCUGUGAUCGAACGCUUUUUGGGCUUGGCCGAACAGAAAACUGAAGAAGCCCAAAAGGAGUCAAUGGAACGUGUUGAGGAGAUUGACGAUUUGGACAGUGCUGAUGCUCCGGAAAAGUAAGAGGGUUUUUAUUGUUGAUAUAGCUUUUAAAAGAUGUAUUUUAUUUACUAUCUUUGUAAUGUAUCUGUUAUGAGUUCUAUUUUUUAUGAAAAACAUGUGGUAAGGUGUCUACUAUAACAUGGUAUAUAUUAUGAUAGAAACAUGUAGGUUUAAACUAAGUUAUGGUAAUUUCAGUUUGUUGUUAUCUGUUGUAUCUGGAGCCGUAACUCAAGACCGUAUGGAUCGUACCGUCCUCUCUCCAUGGCUUCGUUUCCUUUGGGAUUCCUACCGUAAUUGUCUCGACAUGCUGAGAAACAAUGUCAUCGUCGAAGAGAUCUACCAUUGGGUGGCCAGGAAGUCAUUCGAAUUCUGCGCCAAGUACAAGAGAAGAAACGAGUUCAGAAAGCUGUGUGAUCUGCUACGGAUCCACUUGGCUCAAAUUCAGAAGAGUCAAACCGUCUCCACUGAACCAAGAACCAAUGACUACAGAGUCAAGUUGAACAGCUUGGAAUCACUUCAGUUCAUGCAGGAUACUCGACUUAAUCAACUGAACACGGCCAUCACGAUGGAGUUGUGGCAAGAAGCCUACAAAUCGGCUGAGGACUUGCACAACAUUAUGCAGUUGUCUAAGGAUAAGGACCGAAGAAUGGUCAAGCCCGCUAGCUAUGUCAACUACUUUGAUAAGGUGGGUGAAGGGCUUAAAGUUUGAAUUCUUGCUGAGGCGGUGAUCAAUUUUGGUGUUUAAAAGCUAAUCUACCUCAAUUUCAGUUGGCAAUGAUCUUCUGGAAAGGUGGAAACACCUUAUUUCACGCUGCAGCCCUUCUCCAGAAGUUUAUCAUCUGCAAAGACAUGAAGAAGACAUUUACCGGUGAAGAAGCGACUGAUCAAGCCACCAGAGUUCUUUUGGCUACCUUAACCAUCCAAGAUGGAGCUGAUCAGCCCUCAACUUUGACAAAACUAUUGGAUAUUGAGGAUCAACAUCUAACCAAUAUCAGAGUCUUGUCAUCUUUGUUACGUCUACCUAUCGCACCAACUCGUUCUGGUCUUCUGAAGGAGAUUGCUUGGCUCAACAUCCCAGAAUUGGCCGUAGAACCGGUGAAGCAAAUCUACAAGAGUUUGGAGUUGGAGUUCAAGCCAUUGAGAUUGGCCAAGAACAUUCAAGCUGGCAUUGAUGAGUUGGACAAGCUAGAGAAGCCGGAAUACUCUCAAUAUGCUGACGAACUCAAGUUUGUGGUAGCCACGAAGGUCCUGAGACAGCUUUCAGUGAUCUACGGAAGCUUGUCGUUAAGCAGAUUCCAGCGGAUCAUCCCCUUCUUCUCCAGAGUCGAGUUGGAACACUUUUUGGUCGAAGGAGCUAAACAUCGGUCGAUCAAGGCUUCAGUGUCUCAUCGUGACGAUUGUGUGGUCUUCUCAGCUUUGGAUCUGACUUUGGCUGGUGGAUUGGAUGCUAGUGUUGAUGUUGAGGCGGCUAGUGUAAGUUGUACAUACUGUUUUUAAAACCUUUUUACAUUUUUAAAGUUUUUGGUAUUUAAAAUUUGCUUAUUUACUUUAAAAUUUCAAAUAAUAAUUGCUUGUUUCAGAACGGCAUCGAAUACAUCCGUGAACAUUUGAUUCAACUUCACCAGAACUGCCAGGACGCUGUUCACAAGCUAGAAGGUCACAAGGAGGAAGAAGACGUAUCGGCCAAGCUAAACGAACAAAUCAAGACCUAUUUGUACCACAAAGACGAGGACCAUAACCGCAUCCUCAUUCGUUGUCGCAAAAUCGAGGAAUACAAGGAGGUAUCCGAGAACCAUCGCCGAGAAAAGAUCCAGCUGGCUCAAGAAGAGUACCAAAAACGCGAAGAACAACGUCGCCAAGUGGAACUCAAGCGUCUGGAAGAAGAGAAUCAAGAAAACGAGAAGAAAAGACAACAGGCUGAGAAGGACGAGAUCGUACGUCGCCAGAAGGCUGAACAACUCAAACGCUUCCAAUCCAACCCCAUCUAUCAACAGAUUGUCAAGGAGAAGGGCGAGGAAGCCAUGCAAACAAUGGACCCCGAGGUCGUACUCAAAGAACAACGUGAGAGAAUGGACGUGGAACGUCGAGAACUUCAGAAUAAGCUACGACAACAAGAGAAAAAGUACGACUACAUGGUGCGAGCAUUCCACCUAGAGGAGAUCAAGCAUUACAAGAAGAUGGCCGAAGAUUUUAUGCAAAAUGCUCCACAACGGUUUGAGGAAUGCGAGGAUAGAAGAAUUGCUAAUGCUAUGUGAGUUUUUUUUUUUGGUCUAUGAUAAUAUUAUUCUUGGGCUAGAUAUGUUGUUUUUGAAAAAAUUUUCAAAUUUUUUAAAAUUAGCUUUUGUGGGGGUUUUUAUCUAUAAAUUUUAUUUUCAUGUUAUUUUUUGCUAGACAUGAGAAACGGGCCGGGCCUGAAUGUUAGGCCCGGCCCGAUCGGAAUUUUGCUCAAGACCGGCCCGUUUCUCAUGUCUAUUUUUUGCCAUUUUUAACCCAACCAAUCACCAAAAACCCUUAUUUCUAACAAAAAUCGAACUCAAAAGCCUUUCCGAAACGAAUGGGGUCAUGUGAUUGCGUAGCGCAGUGGCUUGAACUUUCGCUUUUGACUCAAAAGGUUGAAGGUUCGAAUCCGGCCAGGCGCAAUGGGCUUUGAUGUGAUCUUAACUGACACCUCUUAUGUUAGUGUAACUAGUUACACAAUGAUUCGUAUUUAGGACUGAGCCAGCUUUUACUUUUGCCGUUUUGGGGGUGUAUUUUAAAUUUUUCUAUUAGUUUUGGGAUGGGUUUUGGAAUUUUAAUGGAUUUUUUGGUGAAAUUUCUAAUUUUAAAUUUUUGGCUUUAGAGAUAGAUGUUUUGGAAUGGUGCUAUUAGUAGUAUUUUUAUAAAUUUAUUUUUUUAUUUUUAGCCAAGAACACGAGACCGCCAUCAAGACGUACGAACGCGUGAACCAAAUGCGCGAUGAUGCCAAUGCCUUCUUGGAGAAUCUGAUCGAAAGUCACGCUGACGAUCUACAACGUCGCCGCAAGGAAUGGAAAACUCGCCUCGACGAGGAGAAGAAGCGUCGUCUACUGGAGCGCCGAGAACAACGCAAACAAGACCGAAAACGUCAAGAAGUUCAGAAGAAGAAGGAGGAGGAAGAGCGAUUGAAGGAACAAGUCGAAAAGGAAAAGCUGGAGCAACAAGAGAAGGACCGCCAAGAACAUCGUCAAAUGAUGGAGCGUGUGAGGGAAAAGGAACGUGUUCAAAGCGGAUUGCCACCCAGAAGGAACGACGAUCGUCAAGGCGGCCGUUUCGACCGGGACAGGAACAACGAGGGUGAUGGUGGAAAGGUGGGUUUUGGAGACAUUUUUGGUAGAGAAUUGAGAGAAAAAUUAAUUUUUGUGUAGAAAUAUUUUUUUUUCACAAAAAUUUUUGAAAUUUCAGUACGUCCCACGCCGCGCGCGUGAAGAGAACCGCGAGCCCGUGGAGGGCGGCAACUGGCGUCGCCAGACCGAUCGUGAACCAAGAGAAUCAGUGGCUGCCACCCUCGGCGGAGACUGGCGCCGAAAAGACGCACCCGCCCCGAAACAAGAAUCCACCCCAGCCCCCACCAGAGACGGAAUUUGGCAACCCAAACGAGCCCAACAACAACAACAGAAUCAGAACUCGGAGAGACGGGACGUCUACAGACCACCGCAAAGUCGCCAAGCCAACAACAGCAACAUUUCUGGCAACUGGCGAUCCUAA
Messenger RNA from Bursaphelenchus okinawaensis, 4238 nucleotides. NCBI's taxonomy places the organism in Eukaryota, Metazoa, Nematoda, Chromadorea, Rhabditida, Aphelenchoididae. The record is from the annotation of a GenBank genome assembly.